Seriola aureovittata is the source of this 1933-nucleotide messenger RNA. RefSeq lists its product as uncharacterized. The coding region runs from base 108 to 1553 and encodes 481 amino acids. The record is from RefSeq and is a predicted model, not a curated record. The transcript has 13 exons. Gene Ontology annotation, molecular function: nucleotide binding. NCBI's taxonomy places the organism in Eukaryota, Metazoa, Chordata, Actinopteri, Carangiformes, Carangidae.
UUACAGUCUGUGGUUGUCAUUCGUUGUGUGGACGCCGGUGUGUUUAUUGUCGUGGCUGCAUGUAAUUGGACCGACACAGAAGACAGGCAGAAGGUUUUGACAGCCGCAUGGGACAGAACAGUUCACAGGGCGCCAAAAUGACUCCCCCUGUCCGUGUCAUCGUGGUGGGAGCUGGCUGUCGAGGGGAGAUCUACUCCAAGUUUGCAUCCGUCCAUCCUGAUCGCAUGAAGGUUGUUGGAGUUGCUGAUCCUAGGAAGUUUGCUCGCACUAAACUUCAACAGCAACACAAAAUCACAGAUGAAAACACAUUUGAUGGUGAGCAUCAAAAGAAAAAGAAAAAGCAUUUUAUUGUUUAUUAUUUUCUGCUACAUGCUAAACUGUUGAAUGCUCUAUUUUUCAAACUAGACUGGCACAGUAUAGUUGAGAGAGAGAAGUUUGCAGAUGCUGUGUUGAUUUGUACUCCAGACCGCCUUCAUAAGGAACCUGCUGUGGCCUUUGCAAAGAAGGGCUACCAUAUUCUGCUGGAAAAACCAAUGGCAACAACUGCUGAAGACUGCACUGCGAUUGUGGAGGCUUGCACUCAGAGCGGUGUGAUGCUGUCAGUGGGUCAUGUUCUCCGGUAUGAUCCCACCAUCCACAAGAUAAAGGAGCUGGUAGAUUCUGGAGUCAUAGGUGAUGUGAUGCAUAUUCAGCACCUUGAGCCGGUUGGCUUCUAUCACUUCGCUCACUCAUUCGUUCGAGGAAACUGGAGGAAUGAAGCCGAGAGCUCUUUUGUUCUUUUGGCCAAAUCGUGCCAUGACAUUGACCUAAUACAUAACUGGGCUGGAGCACGAAGGUGUGUGAAAGUGUCAUCAUUUGGAUCCGUCAGCCACUUCCAAAAAGACUGCAAGCCAAAAGGCGCUGCAGAUCGCUGCCUGGAUUGUUCAGUAGAAAAACACUGUCCAUACUCAGCACGCAAAAUCUACCUGGACAGAGUGAAACAGGGUCACACAGGCUGGCCUGUAUCAGUCAUAUGUCCAAACUCGUUGCCGGACAUCGAGUCAGUAACUGAGGCGCUGCGGACUGGACCAUAUGGCCGCUGUGUGUACGAGUGUGACAACGAUGUCUGCACUAACCAGGUUGUUAACAUAGAGUUUGAAGGGGGCCUGACCGCAGCCUUUUCCAUGGUGGCCUUCACUGAGGAGGUCUGCAAGCGAAAAACAACCAUUUAUGGCAGCAAGGGGGAGCUGUCAUACGAUGGCCAUGAGGUACGUGUGUUUGACUUUCUGACCCAGAGAUCCACAAAGCACAAACCACACAGCAAUACGCCCUGGCUGUUUGGCAUGAGUGGGCAUGGUGGAGCAGACUAUCACCUUAUGGAUGCCUUUAUUUCUGCUGUGGCGAGUAAUGAUCCAUCCCUGAUCCGAUCGGGCCCCGUGGAGACGCUGCUGAGCCACCUGCUGGUGUUUGAAGCUGAGCGUUCACGACUGGAGGGCAGGGUCGUGCACUGUGGUGAUGUUAGCGGGCGAGAUGACACUGAAAAACAUGUUGACAUGAAAAUGACCUCAUCUUAAAGAUCAAACACUAUGAUGCUACCUGGAUGAUCAAAGACACAAUUAGACUAAUGAAAGGCCAAAUCUUGUGAGAGUAUUUAUGUUAAUUAUUUAGUUAUAUUGCUCAGGGAUUUUAAUACUGUGGUGUUUGAGUCAGUGUGACUGACUGAGUGAAUCUGUUUAGUUUUUUUUUAAUUAUGUAAGCAACUUGUCAAGAACUUGAUCAUUUGUUGUUCAGCAUAAUGUCAAUGUACAAUCAUUUUUUGAUUAAGUAAUGUUCAUGUAUUCUCAUAAUUUCUACUAAAAUAUUGGAAAUAUGUGUAAUUUACAUUGUCUUUCAAUCACUAUCUGCUCUUAAUGUUCCUCUGAAUGCCAUCCCAUAAACAACAUGGUUUUUCCCA